This is a messenger RNA of Thlaspi arvense, 732 nucleotides long. The record is from the annotation of a GenBank genome assembly. Lineage: Eukaryota; Viridiplantae; Streptophyta; Magnoliopsida; Brassicales; Brassicaceae.
AUGGUAGACCGUGGCUACUAUUCAGUAGAAACAGUGUCUCUAUUGGUGGCACUGAAAGUGAGAUACAGGGAUAGAAUUACAAUCUUGCGAGGGAAUCACGAGAGUCGGCAGAUCACCCAAGUCUAUGGUUUUUAUGACGAAUGCUUGAGGAAGUACGGAAAUGCAAAUGUCUGGAAGUAUUUCACAGACCUUUUCGAUUACCUUCCUCUUACUGCCCUCAUAGAGAGCCAGGUUUUCUGUUUGCAUGGAGGGCUUUCACCUUCUCUGGAUACCCUUGAUAACAUCCGAAGCUUGGAUCGGAUACAGGAGGUUCCACACGAAGGACCAAUGUGUGAUUUACUAUGGUCUGACCCCGAUGAUCGCUGUGGGUGGGGAAUAUCUCCACGAGGUGCUGGUUAUACAUUCGGGCAGGACAUCGCAGCUCAAUUUAAUCACAACAAUGGACUCAGUCUCAUAUCAAGAGCGCAUCAGCUUGUCAUGGAAGGUUUUAACUGGUGUCAGGAAAAGAAUGUGGUGACGGUGUUUAGUGCACCGAACUAUUGUUACCGGUGUGGGAACAUGGCAGCGAUUCUAGAGAUAGGAGAGAACAUGGAGCAGAACUUCCUGCAGUUUGAUCCAGCUCCUCGACAAGUCGAACCUGAUACUACCCCGAGAAAAGUCUGGUUCGUGGCUCUCCUUGUACGCAUUGCAACUCCUAAUGACUACAAUACCAUUACAAACAAAAACGCCUAA